This is a messenger RNA of Wyeomyia smithii (pitcher-plant mosquito), 2032 nucleotides long. Its product is annotated as proton-coupled amino acid transporter 1-like. The record is from RefSeq and is a predicted model, not a curated record. Gene Ontology annotation, cellular component: vacuolar membrane. NCBI's taxonomy places the organism in Eukaryota, Metazoa, Arthropoda, Insecta, Diptera, Culicidae. Gene Ontology annotation, molecular function: amino acid transmembrane transporter activity. The coding region runs from base 311 to 1816 and encodes 501 amino acids. The transcript is spliced from 5 exons. Gene Ontology annotation, biological process: amino acid transmembrane transport.
UCGAACCAUUCGAGCUACGACUCAGUACGGUUCGGUACGUUUCGAGCGUAGGUAGGAUAUAGUAGUACCCGAAACGCGCGCGUCCCGUAGUUCACAUCACGUUUCACGCCUGCCGGAACCGUGAUCGACGGAGCAGCAAUCUGCUGGUGCAAAUAUUUGACUGGUGGUAAAAACGGAGACGUGCCAAACGGUAAACUCGGUCACAUCGCAGUUCCUCAGCGCGGAGAUAAAGAUCCAACCUUGUCGAUAUUGUUUUAUUGGUAGGUGAUAGGGUGGCUGCUUUCGUCAGCCGGCUCGAGCGACAACAACAAUGAGCAAUGCCGUCGGACGCGCGUCGCUGCAGCAGACGACGACUUUGGACACGGUCCAACGGAAUGGGGGUGGUGCUGGUGGCGAUGACGCCAACAGAGGCCACCUGAACCAAGCGUUCGAGCUGACAGAUGUCGAAAGCGCCAGCAAGCAGCGACCAGGUGCUGAUGGCGGUAAAUCGACCCACCUACAGCACGACGAACCCGGCGGUGGUGGUGGACAUGGAAUCGACAGCGAUCAUCCGACGUCCUACCUGGAGACGAUGAUGCACAUCUUCAAGGGUAACGUCGGUCCGGGGUUGUACGCCAUGGGUCAGGCCUUCUUGAAUGGAGGCAUCAUUGCGGCGCCCAUUCUGACCCUACUUUUGGGAAUCAUCUGCGUUCACAGUCAGCAUCUUUUGCUGAUUUGUGCCAAAAGAAUGAAAGCAAAGUUACCAAACUCGAGCCAACUACCGGACUUUGCGGAAACGGUCGAGCUUUGCUUCAUCCACGGUCCAGUGCGAUUCCGCCGGUGGGCUCGAGCAAUGCGACUCUCGGUUAACGUGUUCAUCUGUGUCACCCAGCUGGGAUUCUGCACCGUCUAUUUCGGAUUCAUCAGCAAUAAUCUCAAACACAUUCACGAUUUCUACGGCAUCCACUUGGACGUGCGGCUGCACAUGCUCAUCAUCCUGGUUCCGAUUCUACUUCCCUCGAUGAUCCGUAAUCUCAAGUAUCUGGCUUGGUGCAUGACGCUGGCGAACGCCUGCAUGAUCCUAGGCAUCUGCAUUACCGCGUACUACGCGGUCCAAGAUUUACCGUCGAUUAGCGAACGGCAUUACUUCAGCAGCUGGCGUCAGUUGCCACUUUACUUCGGUACGGCCAUCUUCGCCUUCGAGGGUAUCGCACUCGUACUACCGCUGCAUAAUGCCAUGCGAAAUCCGGACGAUUUCGGUCGACCCCUCGGAGUGCUGAAUGUUGGUAUGGCCGCUGUGACGCUGAUCUUCGCUUCGCUUGGCUUCCUGGGUUACCUCAAGUGGGGAGACGAUGUGAAAAGUAGUUUGACCUUGAACCUACCGAAGGAGGAAAUACUGGCACAGUCGGUCAAAGUGAUGGUCUCUUUGGGUAUUCUCCUGGGCUAUGCGUUGCAGUUUUUCAUAGCAAUUCAGAUUAUGCUACCAUCGGUGCUAAGGAGGGUUCGCUGGGGCAAAAGUUAUCCGGUGCUAGUGGAGCUGUGCUUCCGAACGGCGAUGGUUCUGGUGACGUUUGCCAUCGCAGAGAGCGUCCUCAACGUUGGAGCUCUGAUUUCGCUGAUCGGAGCGCUCUGUUCCACGGCACUGGCGCUAGUUUUUCCACCUGUCCUGCAGCUGAUUCUUGGAAUGGCAGAAAGCGAAUGUCAACCAGCGUUGAGUAACGCUAACCGCAUUGGAUGGUUCGUUUGGACAAAGAAUCUAAUGAUACUGGUGCUGGCGUUGUUCAUCUUUGUGACAGGCACCGUGGAAAGUUUGGACGAAAUUCGACAUCUCCAUUGAAAACGUGUGAUAUUAGUGUAGUGUAGUGUGAGAAUGGUUAUUUUUUAUGACAUUUUACUGGCACUGGAACCUGAAUGUUUCUGUUUUAAUCCGUUUUUGCUUUGUGUUACAGCUCUAAGAUCGAGAUCACAGGAACAAAAACUAUUGAAGUUGUGUAGGUUUAUAGUAUGAAAAUAAAACAACGGAAUGUAAUCUCAUUUCGUGAUGAAAAAAUCA